AUGGUAGUCCCAUUCCUGAUCAAACGAGCCAAAGACAAGAAGAAGAAUGUGAGAGACGCGAUUCUGGCGGCGAUGGCAGCCGUCGCGGAUACGACCUCCGCAGAACGUCUCCAAAAAGACGUCGUCGAAUGGUUCGGAAUUCCAUCGCCCGAAUCGAAACAAACCCUUCUGGCAUUCCUAUUCGCCUAUUGGUGUCGCCAAUUUCAUCCGGAUAUUCCAUUUGUCAAGGCUGUGGCGCCUCUAGUGGUUACGGCCUCUUCUGAAAGUGACGUCACAGUCCGUGAAAAGGCUUGUCAGGCCCUUGGAGCCCUGAAACGACUCAUGGGAGACGCAAUUUCGGCAUUUUUGGUGCCAAUUUCGACGGAAACUGCGAAAAUGGAGAAAAUUCAGCAAUACGUGGGCGAAGCGGCGGAGGAAUUCCAGAAAUUUCAGAAAUCUCAACCAAAAACCGUCGCAUCUUCGAUCAACAAUGGGAUUACUGUAGCCGACGAAGGAUCAUCAGAAGGUCUUCAAACUUCAGAAGGUGCUGCCACGUCAUCCGCCAUGGAUCCAUGGGACAUUUCGGAUCCAGAAGACGUCGCGAAGAAAAUCGAUAAAAGUGUGGAGAGCCAGUUGGUGGAUAAGAAUUGGAAGGAGCGGGUGGCCAGCGGGGAGAGUGUUAAGAAAUCCAUGGACGGUGUUCUCCGCAUCGAAUUGUCGGAACGUCUUCUGGAAAUUCUGAAGACGUUGAUCAAAAUCAUCGAGAAAGACGUCAAUGUGAAUGUGGCAGCACUCGCUGCUUCAAUCCUGACGGAUUGUGCCAAAAAGGCCCGUUUUGCGUUCUCCUCGAUUGCUCAUCGCUCGUUUCCGGUGGUCUUUGAUAAGCUGAAAGAUAAGAAGGCAGUGUUGAGAGACGCGUUGGUCGAGUACUGUGAUGAGGCGGCGAAUACGACCCCCCUCUCCGCCUACUCCGAAUCCAUCAUCACGGCAUUGGCAUCGAAAAAUCCGCAAACACGACAACAGACGGCCUUAUUUUUGGCCCGUUUCUACGCGAAAAACGACAUGAAGACCGUCGAAAUCGAUGUCGUCAAACAGCUCGGCGAGCACAUUCUCAAGACUACCAACGACGCGGAUAAAGAAGUCCGUGAAGCGGCACUUCGAAUUGUUGCCGCCAUUCAAAAAUCGCUGGGUGAGAGUGUGGCGAAGCGACUGAUGGCCGACGUCUAUGACGAUAAGCUGAAGGCUGAAAAAAUUCCCACUAUUAUCGAAGAGCUGGUGAAGGAUUACGGUAGCGCAGCCACUCCAGAAAUGCUCCGCCUCGCAAAACACUACAAAUUGGGCUCCGCCCCGUCUCGACCGCCUCCGACCACGGCUCGACCGGCGCCGACCGCCACCCGACCGCCCUCGACCACAUCUCGAGCGCCAGCCGCUCGAAGCUCCGCCCCCUCUGCUCCAGCGCCCCGCCCAUCAACAGCUACAGUAACCCGUCGAGCGCCAUCUCCCAAAGUUCCGCCCCCGCCGCCAACAGCUACAGUAGCCCCGAAGAAAUUCGUGGCGAGACCGGCGCCGAAUUUUGGGACCACGAAGCCAAAGGGUACUGUAGCCCCGACACCGAUUCCUACGGUACCUGCGAAUCGUCCGGGGGCAGUUGGAAGAGGAGCCCCGCCCACUUCUUUGUCGUCGUCCCGCCCAACGUCAUCUGGAGGACCCGUCCGAAUCCAGCCAGUCAAACCGAAUGUGGUCCGCCGUGUAACUGCUCCAGGAGCAUCUACAGUACCCCCUGGACCCGCCAAACCGAUUGGAAUCGCCCGGCCGAUGACGUCAACGUCUUCUGGAGCCCCCGCGACGUCUUCUAGAUCCAGAAUCGCUGCUCCUUCAUCGUCUCGUCCUGGGACCGCCAGUGGCAUCGCCCGACCACCACCGAAUUCGAGAAUCGCUCGUCCGCCAGGCACCGGCACGUCGUCUCGUCCAGGAUCACCAGCAGCAUAA
Molecule: messenger RNA, 1968 nt
Organism: Caenorhabditis briggsae
Lineage: Eukaryota; Metazoa; Nematoda; Chromadorea; Rhabditida; Rhabditidae
Exons: 12
Coding region: 1-1968 (655 amino acids)
Biological process (GO): establishment or maintenance of microtubule cytoskeleton polarity; centrosome duplication; mitotic spindle organization
Cellular component (GO): centrosome; microtubule plus-end; spindle pole
Molecular function (GO): microtubule plus-end binding; microtubule plus end polymerase activity
Source: RefSeq, a predicted model, not a curated record